Molecule: messenger RNA, 1614 nt
Organism: Mytilus trossulus (common blue mussel)
Lineage: Eukaryota; Metazoa; Mollusca; Bivalvia; Mytilida; Mytilidae
Product: ankyrin-1-like
Exons: 1
Coding region: 1-1614 (537 amino acids)
Cellular component (GO): cytoplasm; nucleus
Molecular function (GO): protein binding
Source: RefSeq, a predicted model, not a curated record
AUGUUAUUGGACUUGAAAUCAGGGUUACAUUAUGCAUUUAAAGGUAACCAUCAUGUGUUACCUGAGUUCAGAAAAUUACAUAUUCAAUACAUGGAAUCACAUUUAAAAAAUGGCCAUUUGAAAAAAGGCUCUUAUGGAACUACAGUUCUUCAUGUUGUGUCUGAAGAAGGGUAUGAGGAUUAUGUUGAAUUUUUCCUGGGGAAAAACAAACCACAUUUUUUUAUCUUCAAAACAUUUGCCAAUGAACAAGAUGAUUUAGGCCAAACAGCUUUACAUAAAGCAUGCGUUAAAGAACAUUUAAAUGUUGCAAAGUUGUUAUUGGACAAUAGCAUAAACAUUAACACAUCUGACAAUGAUGGCAAAACAGCACUCGAUAUUGCAUGCUCUUCAAACUCAAUUGAUAUUGUAGAUCUUCUCUUGUCACGACAUGCAACUGUUAGUCAGAAAAAAACCGAUUUAAAAUCUGCACUACAUGUUUCUUGCGAAAACAAUUAUUUACAAAUAGUUGACCUCAUUUUAAGAAAUAACGCAAAUCUAAAUGAAAGGGAUACGCAUGGCAAUACACCUCUUCAUUUAGCGUGUAAGCAAGGACAUGUAGAAAUUGUCGACUUGUUGUUGCAAUACAAACCAUCUGUUAAUAUAUCUGAUGAUAGAGGUCAAACUCCGUUGUAUUUGGCUGUAAAUGAAAAGAAUAUUAAGAUUGUCAAAAUCCUUUUGGAGAAAAAUGCAAACACUAACAGUCACACAGAUGAGAUGAGAUUUCCGCUUCACUGUGCUUGUCAACACGGAUCCUUGGAAAUUGCCAGAAUGUUGAUUGAACACCAUGCAUUAGUUGAUAUCAAGAUUCACAACGAUUGCACCCCGUUGUAUAUAGCAUGCAGUAAUGGUUAUCUUAAUGUAGCAAAGCUUUUGUUGGAAAAGGAAGCAAAAGCAAAUGAUCCAAAUUUAUUUGGAAAUACGCCGAUUUUAGCAGCAUGCAAAUACAAUCACAUAAAGACUGUUAAGUUGUUAUUGGAUAAUGAAGCAGAUGUCAACUGUAAAAAUAAAUAUAUGAUGACACCAUUGCAUGUAGCAUGUAAGAAUAACAAUAUGGAUAUUGUUCUGCUACUUAUUAAAUACGGAGCGUUGAUAAAUGAACAUAAUAAAAAUCAUCACACUCCUUUGCUGAUAGCUUGUCUUCAAGGUUAUCAUAUUGUUGCAACUGAACUUACGAGACAUGGUGCUUCUGUAAACAUGGCAAAUCAGAAUGGUGAAACGCCACUCUAUAUAACCUGCAAAGAAGGACACGAAGAAACCGUGAAAAUGUUGUUAAACGCGGGUGCUAAUGUAAAUCAGGAUACAAACGAUGGAAUGACACCACUUCACAUGGCUUGUAAAGGCGACAGAGAACACAUUCUUAAAUUGUUGUUAAAUGCAGGUGUUGAUUUGAAUAUGGGUUAUAGGGAUGGGUCGACACCACUGGAAAUAAUUCAAAAGACCGGAAGAAAGAAGAUUGUUUCGUUGGUGUUUCAAGCAAAUGAAAGUGUGACUUCAAUCGAUUCUAAUGAGAGGUCAUCGCUUUAUAUGGCUUGUAAAGAUGGAAAUGAUGCAGCUGUACAAGAUUUGUUAAGAUGA